UGUAAAUUAUUUCAUUCUUUGGUUAUAAUUUCUAUGAAUGAAUUGUUUUGUUUAAUUCAGUUGGUGGAGUUGAAGAAUGGAGAAACAUACAACGGACAUUUAGUAAGCUGUGAUAACUGGAUGAAUAUCAAUCUUAGAGAAGUUAUUUGUACUUCAAGGGAUGGAGACAGAUUUUGGAGGAUGCCAGAAUGUUAUAUCAGAGGAAGCACUAUAAAAUACUUAAGAAUUCCUGAUGAAGUUAUAGACAUGGUCAAAGAAGAGGUCAUCCAAAAAUCAAAGGGUCGUGGUGAGAUGAAAGGUCGUGGUGGUGGUCAGAGAGGUCGUGGAGGCAGAGGAGCAUUUGGUCGAGGAGGUGGUCGAGGUGGUGGCGGAGGCCGUGGAGGAGGAGGAGGAGGUGGGGGAGGUAACAGACCUGGUAAAGGAAGAGGAGAAUAAUACAUGUUUCUAUUUCUGUGAAUAUUUUGUGCACAAGAACUAAAUAAUGGAAAGAAAUUGUGAAAACAUUGUAAUGUUACAGUUAUUAGUUGCCAUUGAAAUGUGCUAAGAUAUAAGAUGCAGAUCAAAUUGUGUUCUAUAUACUAUAUAUACUGUAUAUAGGCAUUCAACAUGCUAGAGGACAUUUGUUGAUCAGGUUUAAGAUUUGUUUUUUGUUUAACUUUGAAGAAAGUCUAAGAAAUAUUGAUCUGAAUUCAAUUGUUUCUCAUUCAUGACCAUUUUUCUUUAGUCAGGAUUUUGUUGAAGAUCUAUAAUUUAUAAAAUCAAAUGUUAAUACAUGUAGAUGUAAUUAAAUAUGAAUUUAAAAGAGAGCAUUAUGAUGAUUAAGAUGCACCAUAUAAGCCUCAGAUUUGUCUAACAAUAAAAACAACAACAGCAAAACAAUAAGGUAAUGUUAAUCCUGAGAUUACUUCAUAUUUUGAUAUCAACAACUUAACAAUUGAGCUGUGUCACGACAAAACCAACAUAGUGGGUUUGCGACCAGCAUGGAUCCAGACCAGCCUGCACAUCCGCGCAGUCUGAUCAGGAUCCAUGCUGUUUGCUUACAAAGUCUAUAACAAGUAGAGAAACUGAUAGCGAACAGCGUGGAUCCUGAUCAGACUGCGCAGAUGCGCAGGCUGGUCUGGAUCCAUGCUGGUCACAAACGCACUAUGUUGGUUUUGUCAUGACGCGGCUCAUUUAUUUUUUAUUACCUGGUAGGAUGUACCAGAAAUGGACCUUACACAAAGAUUAAAAAUUGAUUAUAGAAAAUGUAUGUACUAUAGAUCUAUUUAUAUACCGCAGUGUUUUGUGACUUCCCAAAAUAGUUUUUUGUUUGUGUUAUAAGCAACAAUUCAAAAUACAGAUAUCUAAUUAAUGCAGAAUAAUUGACAAACUUCUGAAUGGUUGUUUUGGUGACAAAACGAAAUUACACUUUUUUAUCGAAAUUUCGUUUUCUUUAAAGUAACAUGGAAACACAAACACCAUGAUUUUGGGG
Messenger RNA from Ruditapes philippinarum (Manila clam), 1471 nucleotides. Its product is annotated as U6 snRNA-associated Sm-like protein LSm4. The record is from RefSeq and is a predicted model, not a curated record. Gene Ontology annotation, molecular function: U6 snRNA binding. The coding region runs from base 34 to 435 and encodes 133 amino acids. Gene Ontology annotation, cellular component: P-body; U6 snRNP; spliceosomal tri-snRNP complex. The transcript is spliced from 3 exons. NCBI's taxonomy places the organism in Eukaryota, Metazoa, Mollusca, Bivalvia, Venerida, Veneridae. Gene Ontology annotation, biological process: P-body assembly; mRNA splicing, via spliceosome; nuclear-transcribed mRNA catabolic process.